Molecule: messenger RNA, 1527 nt
Organism: Mesorhabditis spiculigera
Lineage: Eukaryota; Metazoa; Nematoda; Chromadorea; Rhabditida; Rhabditidae
Source: the annotation of a GenBank genome assembly
AUGAGCGCCGACAUUGAGAAGAUUCGCGCAACUCUGCUAGCAGUUCGGGACGCUUGUGACCGGAUUCCCGUCGAGAACUGGGGCUUUGCCGAAGAUGUCCUCGAAAAGCUGAAGGAGCGAAAAUUUCAAGCUGUCUCCGAGGCGAUGCCUGAGGAGGAACAAAAGAAGGCAUCGAAGAAGCGCAAGCACCAACUCGCAAAAACACUGGGUGUAGUGCCAAAGAAGGUGGGCGAGGUGAUAGGCUGGAUGCGCGAUCAAACAGAGUUCAAGGAUACGGAAGCACGCAAGCCAGAUGUGCAAGCGUUGAAGAAGGCUGAAAAGGCAAAGCAACCCGAGAAAGCCCAGCCAAAGAAGGGCGCAGACCCGAAGGAAAACAAGGCUGAAGCUAAGAAAGAGCCGAAGAAGCCCGCCACCGCAGCGAAGCAAGAAGAGGCUAAACCAGCCGCUAAGGCCACUAGCUCGAAAGCGGCAGCAAGCGUCGAAAAGCCUGCUAAGGUCCCCGAAAAUCCAACGGUGAAGGGCAAACCGGAAAAGACCAAAGCUAAGAAAACCGAGCCUGAGGUUGCGGAGGAAAUGGACACUACCGAUGCAGUCCCUACAUCGGCCGAACAGAAAAUUUCGCAACUGAAAAUCAACGAUGGCGACUCUUCAGAGGAAUCCCAUGAUGAAGAAGACGUUGAUAAGGACCUGCAGCAAAUCAAUGGCAAGGGCAAAUUUGGCGGGAAGCACAUGAAGCGGAAGGGAGCGGCUGGUGCUUCGACAACUGAAAAUAAGCUCAUCAAAAUCGAGAACAGUGAUGGAACAAUCGAUCGAAAUGCCACCCGCGAAGCUACCCUUAAAAAAUUACAAGAGAAGCUGGAAGGGUUGAAAGUGGCCCGAAGAGGGAAAAAGGAUCCCGUUAAAUUCGAGAAUGAGCGGAAGUUGAAGCGUCGAAUGUCAAAGCUGAAGCUCAAGCAACGACGUGCCGAUGAGAAGGAAAACAAGCCCGCCGCCGAUGCACCUGAAGCCGCCGCGAAAGCCGACACAACCAAGGCGCCAGUGAAGCUGGAGAAUGUAAAGAAGGAAGCGCCAAAGGCCGCGGAUCCUGAGUUUAGCUUCAACAAACUCGAUUUCCUGGUUAAAAACGCCGACAAGCCGCUGACGAAAAACGAGAAGCGCGACAAGUUCACCGGCAAGGACUUCAAGCGGUUGCUCGAAAAGGCCGAGAAACGGCAAGAGAGGAUCGAUUCGAUUAGAACCAAAAACCCCGAAAAGGCCGAAAAAAUUGAGGAGUCGAUCAAGUGGAAAAAGGUUUUGCAGCAGGCUGAAGGGAAGAAAGUUCGUGACAACGUAGACCUGCUGAAGAAGGCGAUGAAGCGGAAGGAAAAGACGAAGGAUCGCACGAAGAAGAAGUGGGGCGAGCGGACGACUGCUGUUGAGGAAAAGGUAGCCAAGAAGCAAGACAAGCGCGACACUAACCUGCAAAAGCGCAAGGACGACGUGAAGAAGCGGAAGAUGGACAAGCUGCGCAAGAAGGGCCGCAUUUUA